Mucor velutinosus is the source of this 1272-nucleotide messenger RNA. RefSeq names its product cell agglutination protein Mam3. The record is from RefSeq and is a predicted model, not a curated record. The transcript has 4 exons. Gene Ontology annotation, cellular component: cell cortex. Gene Ontology annotation, biological process: activation of GTPase activity; signal transduction; regulation of fungal-type cell wall organization. Bases 1 to 1272 code for a protein of 423 amino acids. NCBI's taxonomy places the organism in Eukaryota, Fungi, Mucoromycota, Mucoromycetes, Mucorales, Mucoraceae. Gene Ontology annotation, molecular function: GTPase activator activity.
AUGGAUCUUGACUCAAACAAAGAUACACCCAUUAAAAGUUGGUGGAAGAAGGUCACACACAAUUCGAACAAUAAGCCAAUCUCACAGAAGCAAGACGAUCAAAUCUUUGGGGUUCCAUUGCAAGACAGCCUGAAAUGUGCCCGAGCUGCUAUCGCCUAUGUUGACAAUGAUGUGCAAUAUGUUGGAUUUAUACCGGUGAUUGUCGCUAAAUGUGGUUCAUUUCUCAAAGACCAAGGCUUAUACACUGAGGGCGUGUUUCGGAUGAGUGGCAGUGCAAAGAGAAUUGGUCAGCUACAGCAGAUCUUUAAUACAGCACCAGACUACGGCAGACAGCUCGAUUGGAAGGGAUUCUCGGUCCAUGACGCAGCCAAUGUGUUAAGAAGAUUCCUCAACUAUUUACCAGAGCCUGUUAUCGUUCAUCAGUUAUAUCAGCCUUUUCGAGAUGUUGUCACUUGCACCACGCCAUCCACAGAAGAUGAGAAAGUAGUGCAAUUUCAAAACUUGAUUGAGCAGCUACCAGAGCAUCACCAAUAUCUUUUAUUUUAUCUAUUGGAUUUACUAUCAUUGUUCAGCCAAAAUGUGCAGAUCACAAAGAUGGAUACCUUCAACUUGGCUUCUGUAUUCACUCCUGGCAUUUUACUGAAUCCAGAGCAUGCGCUAAAUCCUACUCAAUACAAGACUUCGCAGAAAGUAGUUCAAUUCUUGGUGGAGCAUCAGCAUUGCUUUAAAAUGCCUCGUUCAUCAUGGUUCACUGUACUUAAUCAACAGCAAAAAGAAGCAGAUGAAGCAGCAGCAGCAGCAGCAGCAGCAGCAGUAGCAGUAGCAGCCAAUACAACACCUACCAUAGCAGCGACAGUGUCAAAUGAGGAUCCUGCCGUCCCGAGCAAUGCUAACCAAGAUAUCAAUAAAUCAUCAUCUACACCAACCAGUUCAUCUAUCCAAUCACCUACCCCACCACCAACGCAGCGCCAUAACAGCCAACCCAUUCGUUACAACACAACUAAUACUUUCCAUACGCCUAUUUCUAAUACUACCACCACCAAUCAUCCAUAUCAUACGCAUCAACAUCAAAAAUCUGCAGGUUUAUCAGACCCAUUGACCUCAUCUCCCACAGCCACAAGACCAUCAUCUGUACUCGUAUCUCAACAAAAGGAAUCCAGAGUGAAGCGUGCAAAGACAAUGCCCUCAAGAAGAUCAAGAUAUGGUCCAAAUGAUCCAUUACAAGUAGUUCAAUUAAACAAAUCUGUUAUUGAAACAGGCCAUAAUAAAUAA